Neogale vison (American mink) is the source of this 1771-nucleotide messenger RNA. Its product is annotated as calcium-binding mitochondrial carrier protein SCaMC-1. Gene Ontology annotation, biological process: transmembrane transport. The record is from RefSeq and is a predicted model, not a curated record. Bases 154 to 1587 code for a protein of 477 amino acids. NCBI's taxonomy places the organism in Eukaryota, Metazoa, Chordata, Mammalia, Carnivora, Mustelidae. Gene Ontology annotation, cellular component: mitochondrial inner membrane. The transcript has 10 exons. Gene Ontology annotation, molecular function: calcium ion binding; ATP transmembrane transporter activity.
CGCGCCGAGCUGGGCUGGGCCGGGGUCUGCCUCUGCUCUUGCUCCCUGGACGCCUCGAAACCAGGCGGCGGCCGUCGCGCGGGACCUCGUCGCGCCCGGCAGUCCUCGUCCCCGUGACCCCCCUGGGCUGGGCCGCCCCUCGCCUCCCGGACCAUGCUACGCUGGCUGCGGGGCUUCGUGCUGCCUGCGGCGGCCUGCCAGGACGCGGAGCCGCGGACGCGCUACGAGACCCUCUUCCAGAGGCUGGACCACAACAAGGACGGCGUGGUGGACAUCCGCGAGCUUCAGGAGGGGCUCAAGAGCCUGGGCAUCCCGCUGGGCCAGGACGCCGAGGAGAAAAUCUUUACAACUGGUGAUAUCAACAAAGAUGGGAAGCUCGAUUUUGAAGAAUUUAUGAAGUAUCUUAAAGACCAUGAGAAAAAAAUGAAAUUGGCAUUUAAGAGUUUGGACAAAAAUAACGAUGGUGUAAUUGAAGCUUCCGAAAUUGUCCAGUCUCUCCAGAUACUAGGUCUCACUAUUUCUGAACAGCAAGCAGAGUUGAUCCUUCAAAGUAUUGAUGCUGAUGGAACAAUGACAAUAGACUGGAAUGAAUGGAGGGACUAUUUCCUAUUUAAUCCUGUUACAGACAUUGAGGAAAUUAUCCGUUUCUGGAAACACUCGACUGGUAUUGACAUAGGAGAUAGUUUAACUAUUCCGGACGAAUUCACGGAAGAUGAGAAGAAGUCUGGACAGUGGUGGAGGCAGCUGUUGGCAGGGGGUAUCGCAGGUGCCGUUUCUCGAACGAGCACUGCCCCUUUGGACCGUCUGAAAGUCAUGAUGCAGGUCCACGGUUCAAAAUCAGGCAAAAUGAACAUAUAUGAUGGCUUUCGACAGAUGGUGAAAGAAGGAGGUAUCCGCUCCCUUUGGAGAGGAAAUGGUACAAAUGUCAUUAAAAUUGCUCCUGAGACAGCUAUUAAGUUCUGGGCAUAUGAACAGUACAAGAAAUUGCUUACUGAGGAAGGACAAAAAGUAGGAACCUUUGAGAGAUUUAUCUCUGGUUCUCUGGCCGGAGCAACCGCACAGACUAUUAUUUACCCCAUGGAGGUUAUGAAAACCAGGCUGGCUGUAGGCAAAACAGGACAAUAUUCUGGAAUAUUCGAUUGUGCCAAGAAGAUUUUGAAACACGAAGGCAUGGGAGCUUUUUACAAAGGUUAUGUUCCCAACUUAUUAGGCAUCAUACCUUAUGCAGGUAUAGAUCUUGCUGUGUAUGAGCUCUUGAAGUCCCAUUGGCUGGAUAAUUAUGCCAAAGACUCUGUAAACCCCGGAGUUGUAGUGCUGCUGGGGUGUGGUGCUUUAUCCAGCACCUGUGGCCAGCUGGCCAGCUACCCCUUGGCUUUGGUGAGAACACGCAUGCAGGCUCAAGCCAUGAUAGAAGGAAACAAACAGAUGAAUAUGGUUGGCCUCUUUCGACGGAUAGUUUCUAAAGAAGGAAUCCCAGGACUUUACAGAGGCAUCACUCCAAACUUCAUGAAGGUGCUCCCUGCUGUGGGGAUCAGUUAUGUGGUUUAUGAAAAUAUGAAGCAAACUUUAGGAGUAUCCCAGAAAUGACAUGUUGAAUUUUUUGCUUUAGCAUGAUUAUUGAAAUUUUCAACAAUCUCUGGAGUGACUUUUCCUCCUAGAAUUACAAGCGUAUAGCAAAAGAAGGCCUUUAUUUCUCACCAAAAAAAGGAAGAGCAUAUCAAUGAUUAUUUCAAACAUUUGGGCUCAAUUUUAUAUAUAUAUAUAUAUAUAU